This is a messenger RNA of Pangasianodon hypophthalmus (striped catfish), 758 nucleotides long. It is a transcript of the gene oxt, whose product is annotated as oxytocin. Bases 95 to 550 code for a protein of 151 amino acids. The transcript is spliced from 4 exons. The record is from RefSeq and is a predicted model, not a curated record. Gene Ontology annotation, molecular function: neurohypophyseal hormone activity. Gene Ontology annotation, cellular component: secretory granule; extracellular region. NCBI's taxonomy places the organism in Eukaryota, Metazoa, Chordata, Actinopteri, Siluriformes, Pangasiidae.
AUAAAGGAAGCUCUUAAGGCUUACAGAAGAACAUCAGCUAUUGAAGCUACUGAAUCUACUGAAUCACUUUUCUUAACAUCAGCCUUGACAAAAGAUGUCUGGAGCACCACUUUCCGUCUUCUGCAUGCUGUGGCUGCUGUCCAUCUGCACAGCCUGCUACAUCUCCAACUGCCCCAUUGGUGGCAAAAGAGCAGUACAGGACAUCCCCACUCGACAGUGUAUGGCAUGUGGUCCUGGAGAUAAGGGCCGAUGCUUUGGUCCCAAUAUCUGCUGCGGAGAGGAAAUAGGCUGCAUGGUGGGCACUCUGGAGGCCAUGCGCUGCUUGGAGGAAGACUACGUGCCCUCUCCGUGUGAGACUGGAGGAAAACCCUGCGGCUCUGUGGCAGGACGGUGCGCUGCACCAGGAGUCUGCUGUGACUCAGAGAGCUGCACCACUGAUCCCUCAUGUCUGGAAGGAGAAGGUGAUGCACCCGCUCACAGUCUACCUGCCAGUGGCAAAGACCUGCUUCUGAAGCUUCUUCAUUGGACAAACUACAGGCCUUACCAAUGAGACAUCCAUUCAGGGAUCACAUCGUUGUAGGAGGAGCAAAACACCAGCCGAACCAUCUGAUGACCUUUGUACACAGUUUGUAAAGUCAGAUUCCGAUCUAGAAUGUGAUCAGAUAUGAACAUUGGUCUUGUAUUUUAACGACUGUAAUUGAUUAUGCUUUUCUGCAUCAAUUAAAGUCACUUUAUGUGGUGCUUUAACACUUUAACAA